Molecule: messenger RNA, 9070 nt
Organism: Hippocampus comes (tiger tail seahorse)
Lineage: Eukaryota; Metazoa; Chordata; Actinopteri; Syngnathiformes; Syngnathidae
Gene: helz
Product: helicase with zinc finger
Exons: 34
Coding region: 183-6236 (2017 amino acids)
Biological process (GO): regulatory ncRNA-mediated post-transcriptional gene silencing
Cellular component (GO): cytosol; P granule
Molecular function (GO): helicase activity; metal ion binding
Source: RefSeq, a predicted model, not a curated record
GCGAGUCUGACAAGUGGAUCCAAGAUGGCGUAGAAGUAAAGCUAGAUGUUCAAAGCUGUUAGCAGAGAAGUCUCCAUUGACUGGGAUGAGGGUGCCUGGAUCCUAGAUGUUGCGAUCACAGUGCACAGGAUGUCACUCAAUUUUGCUUCAAACUAAGAUUGAAAAAGUUUUGUCCCUGAGUCAUGGCGGACAGGAGAGCGGAGAAAUCAUGUGAAGAAGCCAGCAGAUCGUUAGUAAGGCGGGAGUAUGAGGCGGUAGUCAGUCACAGCACGGACACCUUGGCGGUCCUUGCUCCCCAAGUCCAAUCCACAGGCAUCCAGCUCUCAGCGAACCCGCCUUGCGGAAGCCUCCGCAGCCGCGCCCUGCUUUAUCGCAUCGCUGCGUUUCUUCAGUUGAAAAAAUAUGAUGAAGCAGAUCAAGACUGCAAACAUGUCCUGGCAGAAGAUAGGGCGGGGGGAGACGGUUUGCUCCAGGCCAUCUUGGGCUCCAUGCAGUUGGAUGGCAGCCUGCAGGAUGUGGCCAGCAUCCUUUCUAAAGCUUUGUUUGGAGAGCCAAUGAAUGGCAUUGUUGCAAAAGACAUAUCCAGAUUAAAAAUUCUGUUUUCAGAAAUAGAGGCUAUAAAGAAGAGUGCGAUGGCACCAGAAUACACGGAUGACCAGGAGGAGGAGGUCCAAGACGGCUGGCAGUUUAGGCCCCCACCUCGAGGAGUCACCAGCAGUGAGGAGUACACUCUCUGUAAAAGGUACUUAGAGCAGGGUCUGUGUCGGUACGGGGCCCAGUGUACGUCAGCACACUCGCAGGAGGAGCUGAUGGAAUGGCAGAAACGCUAUGCGUCGCGCCUCAUCCGUCUGAAGCAACAGCAGGAAAGCAAACACUUCACUGAAAAUUACAUGGAGACACUAAUAGAGAAGUGGAUGAACUCUCUCUCCCCAGAGAAAGUGCUAAGUGACUGUUUAGAAGGAGUCAACGUUGAAACCAGCACAAGUCUCUCUCUUACCGUUACCACCAAAAAAUCUUUCCAAUCUUGGACCUUCUCACUGCUCUGCAAGCCUCCUAGAAAACUAUAUCGCAUUGCCCUGCUCUACGAUGCCCACAGACCACACUUUUCCAUCACAGGAGUCUCUGCUGGGGAGCAGAUACAAACUGUGUCCACUGGCUCUCAAGAGUGGACUCCACGAAAAGAAACAGCAGUGGCAGCAGACAAUGGCAUAGACCACUGUGUCUACAAGGUCACUGUGGAAUUCACCACAGAGAUCUUUGGCACCUUCAGACAGACCAUCGUUUUUGACUUUGGCUCCGAACCAGUGCUGAUGCAGCGAAUCAUGGUGGAUGCUGCCUCUAUUGAAGAUAUAGAACAUUUGAUGGCAGCCAGACAGCAGCUCUUGAUGACUGCAAAACGUUGGGACUCUUCCUGUAAGACUAUAGUUGGAUUCACACCUAAUGAAACCAUGUGUGAUCUGGAGCGCAGUCUUUUAUCCCGCUAUCAAAUCCCACUGUCGGCGGACCAGCUCUUUACUCAGUCAGUUCUGGACAAGACUCUGACCAGAGAAAACUACCAGGCCCGGCUCCAUGACCUUCUCUACAUAGAGGAGAUUGCGCAAUUUAAAGAAGUGAGCAAGUUUAACAUCAAAGUAAACCUGCAGCUGGUAUCCAGCUUCAUGCUGACUGGCAUUUCAGUUGGAGCCAAGUAUGCCCAGAAUGGACAACUCUUUGCACGUUUUAAACUCACGAAAACACUGUCUGAGGACACACUGGCAGGACGACUAGUGAUGACCAAAGUGAAGUCAGUUCUCUUCCUCCCUUUGGGCUCGGAGGGCUUCAAUAGCCAGCCUCCUCCGGGGGUCAAAGAGCGCGUCUACGAAGCUGUUAUUGAAGAGAAGACCAAGGAAUACAUCUUCCUCAGGAUCUGCAAAGACUGCUGUGAUGAACUCGGACUACUGCCUGACAGAAAAAUCCAGGUGGAACUCCAAUUCCAGCUGAACAGGCUACCACUGUGUGAGAUGCAUUACGCCCUGGAUCGCAUCAAAGAUAGUAAAGACAAUAGCAUUCUUUUUCCUGAUGUUAGCCUUGUCCCAACCAUCCCCUGGAGCCCCAACAGGCAGUGGGAUGAACAGCUGGACCCUCGUCUGAAUGCCAAGCAGAAAGAGGCCAUUCUAGCCAUCACCACCCCCCUCUCUAUCGCCCUGCCUCCAGUCCUCAUAAUUGGACCCUAUGGCACUGGCAAGACUUUCACCCUGGCACAGGCUGUCAAGCACAUCCUACGGCAGGAAACUAGCAGGGUUCUGAUCUGUACCCACUCCAACAGUGCAGCUGACCUUUACAUUAAGGACUACCUUCAUCCUUAUGUUGAAGCAGGCAAUCCACAUGCCAGACCUCUCAGGGUAUACUUUCGGAACCGCUGGGUGAAGACCGUCCACCCAGUGGUCCAGCAGUACUGUCUCAUCGCCAACACACAGGUCACUUUUAAAAUGCCCAGAAGGGAUGACAUCCUCAGGCAUCGUGUGGUUGUGGUCACCCUCAGCACUUCCCAGUACCUCUGUCAACUUGACUUGGAGCCCGGCCUGUUCACUCAUAUCUUGUUGGAUGAAGCUGCCCAGGCCAUGGAGUGUGAGACGAUCAUGCCUUUUGCCUUAGCGAGCAGUACCACCCGCAUUGUCUUGGCUGGAGACCAUAUGCAGCUCAGUCCAUUUGUGUACAGCGAGUUUGCCCGCGAGCGAAACCUACAUGUGUCCUUGUUGGACCGACUGUAUGAGCACUACCCUUCAGAAUUCCCAUGCCGCAUCCUUCUAUGCGAGAACUACCGCUCCCAUGAAGCUAUCAUAAACUACACGUCAGAGUUGUUUUAUGAUGGCAAGUUGAUGGCGAGUGGAAAGCAGCCCUGUCACAAAGACUUCUAUCCUCUAACCUUCUUCACUGCACGAGGAGAAGAUGUCCAGGAGAAGAACAGCACUGCCUACUACAACAAUGCUGAGGUUUUUGAGAUUGUGGAGCGUGUUGAGGAGUUACGCAAGAAGUGGCCAGUUGCUUGGGGAAAGCUGGAUGAGGGCAGCAUUGGAGUGGUGUCGCCAUAUUCCGACCAGGUCUUUCGCAUUCGGGCCGAACUCCGAAAGAAGAGAAUGCAUGAGGUCAGCGUGGAAAGAGUGCUCAAUGUCCAAGGUAAACAGUUCCGGGUGCUGUUCCUAAGCACAGUGCGGACGAGGCAUACCUGCAAGCGAAAACAAACGGCCAUCAAAAGGAAAGAGCAGCUUGUGGAGGACUCCACUGAGGAUCUGGACUAUGGAUUUUUGUCAAACUACAAGCUGCUCAACACAGCCAUCACCAGAGCUCAGUCGUUGGUUGCGGUUGUGGGAGACCCAAUAGCACUGUGCUCUGUUGGACGGUGCAGAAAAUUCUGGGAGCAUUUUGUUUCCAUUUGCCACGAAAACUCAAGCCUCCAUGGCAUCACUUUUGAGCAAAUAAAAUCCCAACUUGAGGCCCUGGAGCUAAAGAAGACCUAUGUUCUCAACCCUUUGGCUCCAGAGUUUAUCCCGCGUGCCCUCAGGCCCCUGCAAGGGCACCCGCCUUCACAGGCGCUACAUACCCACCAUCAUCCUCAUCCUCAGCAUGUGCAGGCAACAUCCACAAAGCAGGCACAGCAGCAACAGCAGCAAUCGCCACCUAAGGGCAAACAUGCCAACCACACAGAGCACCUUCCCCCUGAAGGAUAUGUCCAGCCCAACCCAGCCGUUCUAAUGGGAAACCCAAUCCAGGCAUUUACACCGCCUGUGGGUGCCGCCCCAGCUGGCUUGGGCAAGUCACCAAGUCCUGUUCAAAGGAUAGACCCUCACACAGGCGCUAGCAUCCUUUACGUUCCAGCAGUAUAUGGCGGAAACAUGGUCAUGCCCAUGCCACUUCCGUUGCCAUGGCCAAGUUAUCAGAAUCGCUUUGCUGUUGACCCGCGCAUCAUGAGCCACCAGGCAGCCAUGGCCUACAACUUCAACCUUUUGCAGGCUCAGAAUCGAGGGUCCCCUAUUCCCUGCAGUGGAGUGGUACAUCCAUCUCCCCUAGGAGUGGGCCAACCAAGCCCCGACACAGAUCUACAGUCAGAUGCCAUCAGAAAUGGAAAACUUGAAGGAUGUCCGAAGUCGGAGCAGACACCCGAGAGAAAAAACACAGAAAUUAAGGAUAAACAGGGUGAUUUUGACACCGGGCGAAGUCUGGAAUCACAGACCGAUGGGUUAGCCGGUUUUCCAAAUGCACUGCUUCACCGGAAAGACCCCUCGGCUGCUCAGAGAGCACUCAAUUAUCAUCUGGCACCACCUAAUCCCGCCUUCCCCACGCAUCCCGUCGGUGGAAGAGCCCUCCCUCAACAAUGUCCAGUCUCAAGGCUGCCUUAUCGGGUAAACCAGCCUCAACACCCAGCAAUGGUCCAACAGAGUCAGGUCAGCCCUGCUUUCCCUAGUGGAGGUCCCAGUGCAUCCUUCUUUAGUGGCAGCAUUGCCCCACAUAGGGCUGCCCAGUCUCCCACUUUAGAUGUGCCAGAAUCUGGAAGUGUAGAAGAGAUGGGGAGCUCCAUUAGGACUCCUGUGCCCCACCUGGGAGGUCACCACCCUAAUUUAUCACAGCACAACAAUAGAGUCAGCAGCUUUGGGGAGGAAGGACAAGAUGCGGUGCACGCAGAUGGUCUUGAUCUUCGGCGCCCCUUGGCUCUGGAGGUCCUGAACCAGCAGCAGCAGGCUGCCAGGCUCAGCCAGUGGAAUGAAGCAGCAGGCCCUUUCCUCCCAGGGGGUGUCACCUUCCCUUUGCCCCAGCAAAUCCCCCACCUUGCUCAGCCAGGCAUGGCUCGUUUCUCACAUCAGUUGCACCGUGCGGCUAACUGGGGCCUUGGUGCCAACAUGGAGGAUGAAGCUGGUUCGGCCGCUUCCACUGGUCCACCUUUCAACAGGUACACAGGCCUUCUGAGAGAGAUCCCCCAACAGGAGCCACCUGAAACCAGGGAAGCAAGUGAAAUUCAACCACCUCCUCAAUCUCGCCUUCUCCAAUAUCGCCAGUCCCGUCCCUCAGCUGACCCUUCAUCUUCUUUAGCUGCCACUUCAAAUCAUGCCGGUCAAUUUCCAUCUGGGCCUUUCCCCCACGAAAGCGGACGUGAUCAGCUGAACAACAAUGUUCUCAACACGGCAGCUCUGCAGCAGCAUCCUGUUGGAAAUCCCCUUUACAAUAGCAGUUGCUACGCACAGCAGGCACCAGCCCACCCGACCAGUCCCCCCGCAUCGCAGGUCAAAUACCUUUUACAGGAGGCACAGUGGUCCCACGGUGGAGGUGCAUCUGUCAGCCCGCCCCAGCAGAGCCACUUGUUGGGUAACCAGGCCCAUGGUCUUCCAUACGGAGUGCCCGUCAUGGCCCCACCCAGCAGGCAGGAGCAAGUCCAUUUGAUGCAGCUUCACCAUCAGCAGCAGCAGCAACAACAUCAUCAUCAUCACCAUCACCAUCAUCAACAACAGCAGCAGCAGCAAUCUCAGCAAAGUCAAAGUCAAGACCAGGAGUCCUACCACUCAUUGUCACCCAGAACAUCUGCAACCACUGCCCUGCACAGUGUAGAUGAGUAUGAACCCAGAGGUCCUGGUCGGCCCCUGUAUCAGCGCCGUAUUUCCUCCAGCUACCCCGAUCAACCUUCUCUUGCCAAUAGCCACAAUGCCAUGUCCCAGCAGUCCCAGUCCUGUGCAGCUGACAGGACUCAGGACCACCCCCAUCCACACAUGCAGCAGCAGCAGCAGCACCCACACCCCCCCUACGGCUACCCUUCACAUGAGCUCUGGCCCAGCAACGGUGGUGGUCCAGGUCCGUUCCAGAACAUUCCAUGUAAUGGAGGUGGGACCCUCGGUCAUCAUCGGGAACUUCUCGCUUCCAAGGCCCUCCGUCAGAUGGAGGAGCAGGUGAAGGCGGAGCCUCCGGCAGCACAACAGACACAUCCCCACGCACUCACCUCCCUUCAGCACCCCGGACAGUUUCCACCCCUCAUGUCCAACAAGCAGCAGCAGCAGCAGCCACAACAGGCUCCCGCAGAGCCUGUUCAGGCAGCUCCAAAUCUAAACAAAGCACCCACGAUGUCCUAUGCCAGUGCCCUCCGCGCUCCGCCCAAACCACGAGCCAUUCGCCCCGAGCAGGCCAAAAAGAACAGCGACCCACUCUCGCUCCUGCAGGAGCUCAGUAUAGGAAGUUCAGAUGGUAGCAAUGGCUACUAUUCCUACUUCAAAUGAGUGUCACCUUCUACCCUAUAUAUACAUGCUAAAAUAAAAAACAAACUAAAGAAAAAAAAAGAAAAAUCUCGUCUCUGAAAAUACAAAAAAAAGUAGUGAUGAGUUCAUUUACAAAUUGUUUCUAUCAGUAGGUUUUCUGCAUUCUGUUCCAUUUUAAACCUUUUUAUUUGUAACAGUUUCUCCUGUUUCACAUAUCUGUGACGAAAACAAGUAUAUAUAAUGAAUGCAUUACCGGUAUGUAUACAUAGUCAUUAUGUAUAUAUGAACAUAUAUACUUAUAUUAUCUACAGUUGUAUAUGUACUGUACGUAAUGCUAAGAAAAAAAAAGCUAACAGUUUUAAAGAGAUUUUGGUUGGCCACUUAGCUUCCCUGCAUUUUUACUUCCAUAUUGAAGUUGGUUUUGAUGGUUACUAAACACACGUGUUUGCAUUUCCGUCAAGUUUGUUGCUUUCACUUGAUUUUUUUUUUCUUUUUUGUACUACUCUAGUUGUGGCAACGGUCAAAAGCUAAGUGGUCAGCUGACACAAUCGAGAAGUGUAUAGACGUAGGCAAGUUUCCUCUAAUCUGUACAUUGAAGACAAUAAAUGACUGAAUUGUAUGCCACAGACAUGUCCUUAAAUUAUUGUCAACGCUUGUUAUGCUUUCAGACAUGUCGGACAUUCUGGAAAGCCAGCCAAAACUAAUAUAUUCCACGUUUGGCUUGUUGAAACAUUGUCAUAUAUUGAUGGUUUCCCUUCCAUUAUUUGAGCUCAUUUUGGAUCUUAAAUGGGGGAAUGGGUGGUGUCGUCAUAUGGGCUUAUUCUCUCUCAAAAAAAAAAAGAAAAGUAAUGAAAUACUGUACAUGUUUUUAAUCUUUUAAAAAAGUAACAAUAUACAUUUUACUUUUCAGUCAGCAGAAUACAGUGCAGAUUUAUUUAAUUUUUUUGUACUUUAUCCCGUGGUAGCAAUACCCUCUCACUGCUCCCAUUGUGGCCACUUUUAAUCCAUUUUAUUCGCGCUAAAAACACGAGUUGUGGCAAUUUUAUUUGGGCUGAACAAAACCUCCAGUGAAAUCUAAGAACGUCAUAGAAAGGAUAUGAUACGUGCUGUUUGCAGAAGGACAAGAAGGUCUCGUGCUAUAGAAUGUUGCAGUACUGUGAUGGUUGAUGAAUGUGAAUAUGGGGGGAGGGGACCUUGAAGUUAAACUGGUGUGGCAUUCUGCAUAAUUGGAAACACUGCCAGUCAACAUUUUUUGUUUUUUUUACAAAUAUAAACACACUGACAUUUGUGAUGAAGAUGCAUUGGAUAUGGCUGAGAUCUGACUAGCACACACUGUCCCUGAUAUGUUUUCACAAUAAGACAAUCUACUAACAAUGUGAAGAUGACAUCGUUCACUAACUUCAUAAAUGAUUUUCAUUUGCUCCUAAUUGGUUUAUAAGUACAAUGGGUCAAUCAAUGACUAUUAGUUUUGUUUUGUUUUAUUUGUUUGUUAUAAUAUGAAAUAAGAAAGAAAAAAAAAAGCUGUAAAGCUGUAAGCAGCUGUAUUUUGUGUUCACUGCCCUGUCUGUUCAAACUAGUGACAUCAUCCCAUUGUGCCAUGAUUUAUCCUUCAGCAGUUAAACUUCUUAAAAUGUGAAAAGGGACCUCCUUGUCGACUUGUGCUGGUACUUACAAUGCAUUGCCGAAAUCCACAUUCUUGUCACUUAGGGUAUGAUCGCGCUGGAUAAACGCAUACCUGUAAAUAUGCAUUUCCUAGGUAUUCACAAACCCUAAAUUUGGAGAUUUUUGUAGAUGAUAUUCAAACAAAGAGUCAUGUCCUUUUUAAUUAUGCAGUUUGACAACAAAAAAAAAAAAAAACCGAGGCAAAAUCCAGUCGGUCGUCUAAAAUGUCUUCAAUCUUCGAUUUUUGUUACACACCUUCCUCGCCACUGUACAAUACUUACAUUUACGUUGCUGUACUACAACUGUUGUGCCACAAUGCAGCUAGACUACAAUCAUGAUUUUUUUCUCUUUUUAUUGCAUGGUCUUUUUUUUUUUUAACUUUCUAUCCCUGUUUUUAUUUGUAUCAAUUGUGUGUGGAAAAACAAAUUUUUGAUCAACCAUUUCCACAAGUCAAAAUUUCCUUGUGUAUUUGAUGUGUACAAUGUGACAUAAGCCAGCUGUUCUAUUUUACUAACAUGUCAUUCAACAAUGUAUCGGUCAUUUAUGUUUGUGUUUCAAAGCAGGGCUCAAGCUGAGGUUGCUCCCUGGUGUGUUUGAAGCUCGUUGGCUGAACUUGUGCAAUACUAAUAUGUCACUGCGUCUCCAGCAACCAUUUUUUUAUAUAUAUCUUGGCAGAAGGCAUUGAGCCAAAGACUAUUGAAGGAUUUUUUUUUUCUUCAGAUAAUGGAUGGAUGGAUGCGUUUGCCCUCCCCUCACUUUUUAAAUUACACACUAUCAGUUGCUUGGAUUCAAAUGUUUUUCCCUCCAGUUUUGUAUUCUUAUUUUUUUUCCCUGAAACAUAUUUGCUUGCCAUGUUUUUGAAGAAUCCAAAAGUCGAGCAAUUUAUGAGCGGCACAUGAGGGGAGCAACUUUGGCCCAGCCAGUAGAGAUAGAUCAUGGUGUCCACCUCUUUCUGUCAUCCCUUUGCUCUCAUCUGUUCCUCCCUGCAGAGAAUCCGCACCGGCACGUCCACCCCCCCCCCCCAACCCCCUACCCCCCCAAAUCCCAAUGGAUAAACCCAUGUGGGUGCAAAAGUACUGCAUAGAUCUGUUUUACUCUUUUCCAUUUCAACUGAUGGUGGUUAUAAUAAAGGAUUUAGACUGUGUUUUAAAGGUUAUUUACUUUGUUUCUCAAUUAAAGUGUUUUUAUUGAAA